UGAGGAGGCUGAAUAUACAGUGAAGAUAGCAGAAAAGGAUACCAAAGGAACACUGGUUGUAGAAGAGCUCCCCGUUGAGUUUACCAUGCCUCUCAAAGAUGUAACAACAGCUGAGAAGGCAACCACUAGUCUUCAAUGUGAGGUGUCUAAACCUGAUCAAAUAGCCACCUGGUUUAAGAAUGGCGAACCAAUAGAACCUGAUGAAACAUAUCAAAUAGCAGUUGAUGGAGUGACACACACUUUAACUGUUAAGAAUCCAACACUUGAUGAAGAAGCUGAAUAUACAGUGAAGAUAGCAGAUAAAGAUACCACUGGAACCUUAUUUGUAGAAGAAGCACCUGUAGAAUUCACAGUACCUCUGAAAGACUCUGAGGUUGAGGAAAAAGAAACUGUAGCGCUGGAAUGUGAGGUUACCAAAGCAGAUCUUACUGCCAAAUGGUACAAAGAUGGCCAGGAAAUCAAGCCAGAUGAGAGAUACGAGAUCAGAGUUGAGGGCACCAAACAUUUCCUCAUCAUUAAGGAUUCCAAACUUGAUGAUGAAGCUAACUAUACUGUGAACAUAAAGGGGAAAGAAUCUCAAUCAACUGUUCUUGUAAAUGAGGAACCAGUCAGUUUCACUGUGCCUCUUAAAGACAAGGAAGUCAUGGAGAAGGAAGAGGUCACAUUAGAAUGUGAGGUGAACAA
Owenia fusiformis is the source of this 684-nucleotide messenger RNA. The record is from the annotation of a GenBank genome assembly. NCBI's taxonomy places the organism in Eukaryota, Metazoa, Annelida, Polychaeta, Sabellida, Oweniidae.